UAAUCUGUUAAGUGAACAAACAAUCUUGUAAUAAAAGAAGUUAAAAUCCACAAGAACAGCAAUUGUGUAAACACAAUACUGUCUGUCUUCAAGUCUCUGCGAAUUGUCUUAACCCCUUAACUAAUCCCAAUUCUAAGCUUUCAAGAGAGUAAAAUGGCGGAUGCGCCUUCGAGUCCAGCCGGAGACGGCGGAGAAAGCGGCGGCGGCGGCGGCUCGGUUAGGGAGCAGGACAGGUACCUUCCAAUAGCUAAUAUAAGCAGGAUCAUGAAAAAGGCGUUGCCUCCAAACGGGAAGAUCGGGAAAGAUGCUAAAGACACUGUUCAGGAAUGCGUCUCUGAGUUCAUCAGCUUCAUCACCAGCGAGGCAAGUGAUAAGUGCCAGAAAGAGAAAAGAAAAACUGUGAAUGGUGAGGAUUUGUUGUGGGCAAUGGCAACGUUAGGUUUUGAGGAUUACCUUGAACCCUUAAAGGUUUACCUUGCGAGGUACAGGGAGGUAAGUUCACAUUUUUUAACUUCUUAACCCCCCUCCUUUUCUACAGACUGUUUUAUUUUUCUUAAAGCAAGAAAGAUAAAACUAAGAUCAAAACUUUGCUUGUCGAAAACUUGUGAAGAAAAUUUUGUUUACUCUUUUGGCUUUUAAAGCUCUUGCCAUUGCGAGACACUGAUUUGGUCUUUUUCAUUUCCAUGUGUAUGGGGUUGCUGUGAAACAAUCCUGCUCCUGCUGAUGCAGUUGGAGGGGGAUAAUAAGGGCUCAGGAAAGAGCGGGGAUGGAUCCAAUAGAGAUGCACCUGGUGGAGGUGUUCCCGGUGAAGAUAUGCCGAGCUGGUGAACGAAGUUGCAAGAAACUCUACAGAGAUAAGAACAACGCCCAGUGAUCAAAGUAAACUUAGAGAUCAGUGUGUUGUUAACAAUAAACUUAGAGAUCCGGUUUAGUUGGUUGUAGUUGAAUAUUUCUCUUAGAUACCAGAACUAUUUGAAAGAAGGUAAAAAAUGUGUCUAAAAGCUCUCAUCUCUUAGCUUCGUUUAUGGAUUUCAAAAAGUUGAAUAUGAACAGACUAAGAUCUCAUCUAUUUGAUAUCCAUUCUCUUUUA
Raphanus sativus (radish) is the source of this 1090-nucleotide messenger RNA. RefSeq names its product nuclear transcription factor Y subunit B-1. Bases 154 to 519 code for a protein of 121 amino acids. Gene Ontology annotation, molecular function: RNA polymerase II cis-regulatory region sequence-specific DNA binding; protein heterodimerization activity; DNA-binding transcription activator activity, RNA polymerase II-specific. The record is from RefSeq and is a predicted model, not a curated record. Gene Ontology annotation, biological process: regulation of transcription by RNA polymerase II. Gene Ontology annotation, cellular component: CCAAT-binding factor complex; nucleus. The transcript has 6 exons. Lineage: Eukaryota; Viridiplantae; Streptophyta; Magnoliopsida; Brassicales; Brassicaceae.